This is a messenger RNA of Arachis stenosperma, 3088 nucleotides long. Its product is annotated as kinesin-like protein KIN-UB. Gene Ontology annotation, molecular function: ATP binding; microtubule binding; microtubule motor activity. Lineage: Eukaryota; Viridiplantae; Streptophyta; Magnoliopsida; Fabales; Fabaceae. Bases 81 to 2777 code for a protein of 898 amino acids. Gene Ontology annotation, biological process: microtubule-based movement. The record is from RefSeq and is a predicted model, not a curated record. The transcript is spliced from 19 exons.
CACACACUGCAUUUGAAUUUGUAGAAAAGUAACUUCUCUCUUCACCUAUUCUUCUUUGAAGCUUUUACAAGCUUGAAGCUAUGGCGUCGACUAUUCACCGAAACGUCGUCGCUCAACGCGGAAGCGCCAAGUUAGAUCGCCAAGGCGCCAACAACAACAGCAUCGUCAGAACGAAGCCUCGCCACUCUCACCCGCCGGGAUCCGCCGCUCCCCGCCGCAGCUCGCCAUCUCACGGUGGCGACGCAGUUCCUGGAAGAGUUCGAGUGGCUGUAAGAUUGAGACCUCGAAAUGCAGAAGAAAUGAUGGCAGAUGCUGAUUUUGCAGAUUGUGUAGAAUUGCAACCAGAGCUUAAAAGAUUGAAGCUUCGACGUAACAAUUGGGAUUCCGACACUUAUGAAUUUGAUGAAGUGCUCACUGAAUUUGCGUCACAGAAGCGUGUUUAUGAAGUUGUAGCUAAGCCCGUUGUAGAGAGUGUUCUUGAUGGGUAUAAUGGAACUGUAAUGGCUUACGGUCAAACUGGCACCGGCAAAACUUUUACCCUUGGACAAUUGGGGGAGGAAGACACUUCUAGUCGGGGUAUCAUGGUUCGUGCCAUGGAGGAUAUUUUAUCGGACUUAUCCCCAGAAACUGAUUCUGUCACAGUCUCAUACCUGCAGCUUUACAUGGAGACUGUCCAGGACUUACUAAAUCCAGCCAAUGAUAAUAUUCCCAUAGUGGAGGAUCCAAGAAGUGGUGAUGUGUCUUUGCCUGGUGCAACUCACGUAGACAUAAGGGACCAGCAGACUUUUUUGGAGUUGCUUAGAUUAGGGGAAGCUCAUCGAAUUGCUGCUAACACCAGGAUGAAUACUGAAUCUUCUCGUAGUCAUGCUCUUCUGACGGUACAUGUGAGGAGGUCUGUUGUGGAAAGCGCAGAUAAUGUUUUGACUGAAAAUUAUGAUGCCUCUCACUUGACUAAACCUUCGAAACCACUUAUUCGAAAGAGCAAGCUUGUUGUCAUUGAUUUGGCAGGAUCAGAGCGUAUCCAUAAGUCAGGAAGUGAAGGGCACAUGCUUGAGGAAGCAAAAUCUAUCAAUCUUUCUCUUAGCGCAUUGGGGAAAUGUAUUAAUGCUCUAGCCGAAAACAGUGCUCAUGUACCAUUUCGUGAUUCAAAGCUUACUAGGCUGCUUAGGGAUUCUUUUGGAGGAACAGCUAGGACCUCAUUGAUUGUGACCAUUGGUCCAUCUCCACGGCAUCGAGGAGAGACAUCUAGUACAAUUUUGUUCGGCCAAAGGGCUAUGAAGGUUGAAAACAUGCUGAAAAUUAAGGAGGAGUUUGAUUAUAAAAGUUUGUCUCGGAAACUUGAGGUACAGCUAGAUAAGCUUAUUACAAAAAAUGAAAGGCAGCAGAAAGCUUUUGAAGAUGAAGUUGAAAGAAUAAAUUUGGAGGCACAAUGUCGUAUUGCUGAAGUUGAGAAGAACUUUGCUGAAGCAUUGGAGAGAGAAAGAUUGAAAUGUCAGAUGGAGUACAUGGAAUCAGUUAAGCAGCUGGAGCAGAAGUUGAUGACAAGUCAGGAAAGACAUGGUUGCAAUGGUUUUGUCAAUGGCUGUGGAGAGGGGGUUGCAACAUCUUCUGCUGAUGAAGUUGCUGAGGUCAAAAAGCUUCUUGAAAUUGAAAAAAGUAAGAGAAAGGCAAUUGAAGAAGAGCUAGAAAGUCUAAAAAUCCAACGGGGUAAAUAUGGACAAGUACAGGCAGGAGGUGAUGCUGACACGAUAAAGCUUCGCAAAAUCCUGGAGGAUGAUGCUAGUCAGAAAAAGAAACUUGAAGAAGAAAUAAUAAUAUUAAGAAGCCAAUUAUUGCAAUUAAACUUUGAAGCUGACCAGAUGAGAAGGUGCUUAGAAAGUGGAAGUUCUGGAAAUGCAUUUCCUGCCAUGGAUACUUCGUUGUCUCAAAGUAGACAUUCCCAACCCAAAGACACCAGGAAUGAUCAGAAGGCAUCUGUUGCCACCCUCUUUGAACAAGUUGGAUUGCAUAAGAUUUUAUCAUUGCUCGAGUCAGAUGACGCCAAUGUACGAGUACAUGCUGUGAAAGUGGUGGCGAACCUAGCAGCUGAAGAGGCAAAUCAAAAAAGUAUUGUUGAAGCUGGUGGUCUUACUUCCUUGUUGAUGCUGCUUAGAAGAUAUGAGGAUGAAACUGUUCGCAGGGUAGCAGCAGGAGCAAUUGCUAAUCUUGCCAUGAAUGAGGCCAAUCAAGAACUCAUAAUGUCUGAAGGAGGAAUUACUCUGUUAUCAAUGGCUGCAUCCGAUGCUGAAGAACCACAAACUCUUCGAAUGGUUGCUGGGGCCAUUGCUAACCUAUGUGGGAAUGAUAAAAUACUGAUGAAGCUGAGAUCUCAAGGAGGUAUAAAGGCUUUACUGGGAAUUGUAAGAUGUGGACAUCCUGAUGUUCUUUCGCAAAUUGCUCGAGGAAUUGCCAACUUCGCUAAAUGCGAGUCUCGAGCUUCUAAUCAAGGGAUAAAAAGUGGCAAAUCCUUUUUGAUAGAUGAUGGUGCACUUCCAUGGAUAGUACAAAAUGCUAAUAAUGAAUCCGCACCAAUUAGACGCCACAUUGAGCUUGCACUUUGCCACUUGGCACAGCAUGAAGUCAAUGCAAAAGACAUGAUCAGUGGAGGAGCCCUUUGGGAGCUUGUGAGGAUAUCAAGAGAUUGCAACCGAGAAGAUAUUAGGAGCCUUGCUCGCCGGACUCUGAGCUCUAUCCCGCAAUUCAAAUCUGAAUUGCGGCGACUACGGAUAGAAUAUUGAUCAAAGAUCUUCUGGGUACGAUAUCCUGUGCUAGUUAUUCAUUCUUCCAUAGCUCCAAUGAGAUUGAUCUAUUCAAACUACAAUGUUUUACACCUUGCAAUUUUUCCGUAGUAGAAGAAGCUAAGCAAGGGUGUAGUAAGUACUUAGUGUUAGUGGUUUCUAGUCCAAUGACCUUGAAUGUUGUAUAUGUAAAUAGAAGAGGAAAAUAGAUUAAUAGAAUUGAAAUAUAAUUUGGUCAUGAAGAGAAGGAGAGGAUAUACGUUCUGUAUUAAUUUGAUUUGUGUAAGUAAUGAAAAUCAUGAUCAUUUUUU